AUGUUGCUACAAACAAAUGUGUCGCUCGCAGGGUUUGUUUGCAUACGAAUGGCUAGCAAGUAUUCUAGCAGUCUUGCCCUACAGCUACACAACUUUAAAGAGGCAGCGCUGAUGAACGAGUACACUUCGUUGAAAAACCUCGUUGAUGAGCUCAAUAAGGAAGUUGCCAAAUUCGAGCAGUUCAAGAAAGAACAAGAUGAACUUGAGCAGAAACUGCUCGCCAAGGAAGCAGAACUAGCCGAAAAAAGUGCUCGUCUAGCGGCAGCAGAGACUGAAAAACAGGUUUUGGUAGUCCAAGGGAACGGGAGGAGUGCUGAGUUGGAAGUUGAGAAUGCUGAACUUCGGAAAAAGUUGGCCGAAUUAGAAGAUAAAUUGACUGACGCGAAAAAGGCACAGUCUGACGCGCUUGCCGAACUGGCUGCUGCUCGUGAGCAGGCAAAUGAGGAGUUGGAAGUUGAGAAUGCUGAACUUCGGAAAAAGUUGGCCGAAUUAGAAGAUAAAUUGACUGACGCGAAAAAGGCACAGUCUGACGCGCUUGCCGAACUGGCUGCUGCUCGUGAGCAGGCAAAUGAGGAGAUUGUGGUAUUGAAGAGGUCUCAGCCUGUUGACGCUGCAAAUGUCAAGAGUACGAACGAAAACGAUGAAGAGGUUGUAAGCCUUCGUGCUGAGAACAAUCGAUUGCAGCAGAAAAAUGAGGAGCUUCGUAAACGCAAUUUUAAAAUACUGGACGAUGUUGCGAAUUUGGAAAAGCAACUUCGUGAGAGGAUUUCGUCGGAUUCUGCUGCAAAACCUAGCCCUAAUAAGAGUUAUGUCGACUACGUUAAAGGGCUAGCAAAGUCUCUCAAGACCGCGCUCAGUGAAGCUAGGAUUAGCCACGAGGAGAACGAAACAAGUUCCUCAAAUAGCGGUACACAAGCUGAGUUGGAGAACUACAGAAGUGCUUUUCAUAGUCUGUCAUUGCUCCUGGCGCAGAUUGAGAUGGGUGUCAAUGAGCGAGAGUCGUUUUACAAGGACAAAGUUGCUCAACUGGAGAGUGAACUAGACAAAGCUGCGUACCUGAUGGAGAGCAAUAUCCAGCAAAUCCAGGCCCUACGCAAGUGUCUCGGCCAACCAGAAGAGGGAAAAGAGAUAGCUUCAUCGAGAAGCGGCACAAUGAAGAGUGACGAGUCGGACUGGGAAGUCGUCAGUCGUUGA
Molecule: messenger RNA, 1194 nt
Organism: Ostertagia ostertagi
Lineage: Eukaryota; Metazoa; Nematoda; Chromadorea; Rhabditida; Trichostrongylidae
Source: the annotation of a GenBank genome assembly